Messenger RNA from Brenthis ino (lesser marbled fritillary), 669 nucleotides. The record is from the annotation of a GenBank genome assembly. NCBI's taxonomy places the organism in Eukaryota, Metazoa, Arthropoda, Insecta, Lepidoptera, Nymphalidae.
AUGACUAUGGAUAUUCGCCCUAAUCACACGAUAUAUAUAAACAAUUUAAAUGAGAAAAUAAAGAAAGAGGAACUAAAAAAAUCUCUCUAUGCUAUUUUCUCACAAUUUGGACAGAUUUUGGACAUAGUUGCAUUAAAGACACUUAAAAUGAGGGGACAAGCAUUUGUUAUAUUCAAAGAAAUAUCAAGUGCCACUGUUGCUUUAAGAAGCAUGCAAGGAUUCCCAUUUUAUGAUAAACCUAUGAGGAUCCAAUAUUCUAAAGGUGAUAGUGAUGUCAUUGCCAAAAUUAAGGGCACCUUCCAAGAAAGGCCCAAGCGCCCUAAAUUGCCAAAAAGUACAGAUGAUGGAAAGAAGAAGAAAAGCAAAGAUGCAAAUAGGCCAGCUAUACCUGGUUUUGGUCAACCAAGCCUUCUUAACAAUGUCAAUGUGGAGCAACCACCAAACCAGAUUCUCUUCCUUACAAAUCUUCCUGAUGAGACAUCUGAAAUGAUGUUGUCUAUGCUUUUCAAUCAAUUCCCUGGCUUUAAGGAGGUUAGAUUGGUACCAAACAGACAUGAUAUUGCUUUCGUUGAAUUUGCCAAUGAAAUGCAAUCAGCAGCAGCAAAGGAAGCACUCCAAGGCUUUAAAAUCACUCCUACCCAUGCAAUGAAAAUAUCAUUUGCCAAAAAA